AUGAGAAGGUUGAGGUGGGUUCAGUCUUUAUCACUUUCAUUUACAUUUACAGUUACAUUUACAUUUCAUGGAAUUGGAUUUGUGGUGUGUGACAGAAAGCUGCAAAAAGCGGAAGGGCAAAGGAGGAGCCCACGAAUAUCGGCGUUGGAGGCUGAGGCUGAGGCUCACAGCCUUUCAAUGAGUCGGCACUUGGAUAACAGUGAGGGACCUGCAUUCCGAACUAGGGGUAGAAAGAACACAAAACUCAUGCCACUUCAACAACCAAACAAGGGUGUGAAACAUUCUUCGCGUGAAGAUAUUCAAAAGAAAAGUGCCGAUGAUCGCCCAUCAAAACUGCCAUCUUCAACUUUUUUGCCAGAGAAACGAAUACUUCAACUCGUCCUUGACACUUUGCAAAGGAGAGACACCUAUGAAAUAUUUGCUGAACCAGUUGAUCCAAAUGAGGUUGAGGAUUAUUAUUCAAUCAUUAAAGAGCCUAUGGAUUUUGGCACCAUGCGGGCUAAACUACAUGAGGGGAUGUAUACGAGUCUGGAACAAUUUGAGGUUACAGCAUUUAUUUUAUUUUAUUUAUAUCAUGAUGUUUUUUUAAUAUUCGACAAUGCGAUGCAUUUUAAUUCUUCGGGUACCAUAUAUUUCAGGCAGGCUCGUGUUAUAAAUGAACUAGCUAAGAAAGUUUUUGAUCUAUUAAAAAACAAUAUUGAGAAGUUUGAAUUGGAAUUCUCAGAAACAAGGCGAAAAGUAGGUCGGAGGAACCCAGGAGACUUUAGGGAUUCAAUAGACAUGAAUUCUUGUGAAAUAGAUACUGGUGUGCCCUCAAAAACUGUACCAUGUUCUUCUCGUGGUACAUCAAACCGGAAAAGCAUUAGGGCAAAUCAUGGAUGUCCUGACAUUGCUAAGCAUGUUGAUGCUAGAGAUGUUGAGAUUCCUUCAGGUACUAAAGACAGUAGCAGAUGCAGAUCUUUUGAGGUUGAUAGACGCUGUACUUAUAGACCUUUGUCCCUGGACGAGGAUAAGUCAAUAUUUUCCACGGUUUAUGGUAAAUUGAAACUUCUAGAGCAAGUCAAUCAGCAAGAUAUUGGCUACAAAGAUAGCUUGAUGUUGUUUGUUAAAGAUUUAGGAACCACUGCUAAAAAUAUAGCUAAAAGGAAAUUACUAGGAUGUGAAAUUCGUACAGCAUCUACUUCUGUUCCAUGUACACCAAAUACUUCUAAUUAUACAGUCACUGCCUCUGCCUUGAUGUCUCAGUAUCCCUUGAAUCGGUUUCCCGAUUAUCCUAAUGAAAUGAGAAGCCCCAUGGAAAAGAUUGCGAGUAGAAGGGAAGGGGUUGAAGGGACAUUGAAUACUGAAAGAGAGAGCCGCUGUAAUCCCUUAGAGGGUAAUACUCAAGGAAGUCACGGGUGGCCUUUAGGGUGUGAUAGAGAGUUUCCAAACCAGAGUUUCUGUUUUGAUUCACACUGUUCACGAGCUUGUGCUGAAGAUUUCAAAGAAACUGGCAAGAAGAUGUUGUUGGACAAAUCAAAGUUUGUCAAUCAAGAACAGCUGACAGUGUCAAUCCAAGAGAAUUCUCAAACUAAUUUGUUAGAAUCAAAGAUGGAAAGUAAAUGCAAGUUUCAACCACGACCUUGGGCCAUGGAAAGUAGUAAUGUUUCAUGUUUCGCUCAAGAUAGAAGCCAGAUGCACCAAUCUAGUUCAAAGUGCGUAUUGGGUGAUCGAUUAGCCCAGUGUCCAACAAAGGAGUUUAGUUGGUCAUCUGAGUCCAUGAAGAUUUUAAAAUCUGACCAGUGUGUGCCACUGGCUUCAAGUUUUGUUUUCAAUCUUCCAUAUUUGAGGACACGGCUUGAUCAGAUAAACUCAUCGGAGCAGUAUGGGUUCUUACAACCUUAG
This is a messenger RNA of Abrus precatorius (Indian licorice), 1884 nucleotides long. Its product is annotated as bromodomain-containing protein DDB_G0270170-like. Gene Ontology annotation, molecular function: protein binding. NCBI's taxonomy places the organism in Eukaryota, Viridiplantae, Streptophyta, Magnoliopsida, Fabales, Fabaceae. The transcript is spliced from 9 exons. The record is from RefSeq and is a predicted model, not a curated record. Bases 1 to 1884 code for a protein of 627 amino acids.